AUGUGUUUUGGAGAUAAACUUGAUGAGGAAACUGUUGAGAAUAUUCAAAGGGUACAACAUAGUUUACUUCACAAUUUCAUUCGGUUCAAUGUCCUGAAUUUUCUACCAGUCUUUUUCACCGAGAUUUUGUUUAGAAGACUAUGGAGAAAGAUCUUGGAAAUUCGUCAAAGUCAAGUGAGUGUCUUCCUCCCUAUAAUAAAAGCACGACAUGAGAAAAUGAAAAGCAAGGUUGGUGUUGGUGUUGGAAACGAAGUAGAAGCAGAGUUUGAGGCUUAUGUUGAUACCCUUUUUGAUAUGAAACUCCCACAUAGUGGAAGCAAAUUAAAGGAUGAAGAGUUGGUGAGUUUGUGUGCUGAGUUUAUCUUAGGCGGCACCGACACAACAGCUAUCACGUGGUUGUGGGCCAUGGCAAAUUUAGUGAAGCAUCAAAACGUACAAGAGAAACUGUUUGAUGAAAUUAAGGAAGUUGUGAAACAUGGUGAAGACAUUGAAGAGAAACAUUUGAAAAGGAUGCCUUAUUUGAAGGCUGUGGUCUUAGAGACCCUGCGGCGACAUCCACCUGUUUCAUGA
Molecule: messenger RNA, 570 nt
Organism: Gastrolobium bilobum
Lineage: Eukaryota; Viridiplantae; Streptophyta; Magnoliopsida; Fabales; Fabaceae
Product: cytochrome P450 89A2-like
Exons: 1
Coding region: 1-570 (189 amino acids)
Cellular component (GO): membrane
Molecular function (GO): oxidoreductase activity, acting on paired donors, with incorporation or reduction of molecular oxygen, NAD(P)H as one donor, and incorporation of one atom of oxygen; iron ion binding; heme binding
Source: RefSeq, a predicted model, not a curated record